Molecule: messenger RNA, 1128 nt
Organism: Actinia tenebrosa (Australian red waratah sea anemone)
Lineage: Eukaryota; Metazoa; Cnidaria; Anthozoa; Actiniaria; Actiniidae
Product: MAM domain-containing glycosylphosphatidylinositol anchor protein 2
Cellular component (GO): membrane
Source: RefSeq, a predicted model, not a curated record
ACCCAACAUGUGCCUGGUACGUCUGUCUAGAGACUUGUAUAGCUAGUCGAAACAUGGUAAAAUCUCAAUAUUUUAGGGCCUUCGUUGCCACUAGAUAUUUGUUUCUAUAACAUGAACAACUGAUGGCAUCUUACUAGCGUGUGCUUUUCCUGGCUCCAUUUUGUCCUUUUCCAUAAACGACAAAGACAUCCAGAAACAAACCUCUCAAGUUCAUAAUAAAAUGGAUUGUGUCUUUACGUGCCUUGAGGUUCCUUGGUGUCUAUCGAUGAACUUUCAAACCACAGCCCAGAAUAAUGGACUUCACGUAUGUGAGCUGUUAUCAACCGAUAAAUAUACUCACCCGCAGAACAUGGUACAAAACAACGCAUUUACUCAUUUCAGCAUGAAGAGUCCUUGUGAACCACAACCUUGCCUUAAUGGAGGCACCUGUAUCCUUCAGAACAACAAACAGGAAUAUCGCUGUCAAUGUACGAAAAGCACUCUUGGUAAAAACUGUGAAACUGGUAAUCCUGGAUAUUGUGACUUUGAAACCGAUAUGUGCAUGUGGACAACCGACCCACUAAACGCCUACAAGUGGAACCGUAAGAAAGGAUCCACAACCAGCGUAGAUACUGGUCCUGAUGGUGAUACGACAAAAGAUUUGAGCAAAGCAGGUUUUUACGUCUACGCUGAGGCUACGGGUCCAGCGGCAAAUGCGUCAACAGAGCUUCGAAGUCCGGCAUUUACCGUUAAUUCUGGAUGUCUUCAGUUUGCAUACCACAUGUAUGGAUCAACCAUGGGGUCUUUGAAAGUCUAUGUAAUAGAUAACCACACAGGAACAAAGAAUAUGAUUUUUACGAAGAGCGGUAACCAGGGACAGAAGUGGUAUAGAGCAAGUGCAACUGUUACAAGCCCUAAUGAUUAUAAGGUUGUGUUCGAAGUCAUCAGGGGAAGCGGCUUUUACAGUGACGUAGCCUUGGAUGAUAUAUUCCUUGAAGAUGGCGAGUGCACUGCUUAAGGCCCACCACUUUACGCCCCCACCCCACGUGCACUUACUCGCAUGAGGUGAUUAUCAUUAUUAGAUAUCUAUGUACAGGGGUGUGUAUACAUGAUAUACCCUACUACACGUGACCUUACUCACACUACGUG